UGGCCCCCAGGGAGGCCCCAGCUGCUGCCUGGGCCUGAGCCUUAACUCCUUCCCCUCUGCCCAGUGGGCACUGCCCUGGGCACAUUGGGUGUCAUCCUCAGGGUAGUCCAGCACCCACUGAGAAAGGCAGGGAGGGCCUGGCAGCCCGGGAGCAGUGUAGUCCCUGGAACGGGAAGUUAGCUUUAGCACCCCACCCCCAGGACAGGCAGGCCAGCCUGAGGAGGGACACCCUCAGGACAAUCUUCCCACCACCUCCUGCCAAGGAGGGGCCUUUACAAACCUUGGCCAGCGGGAGCAGGUACCUUUAAAUGCUUCCCUGGCAACCAGCUCCUCCUCCCCUGUCCCCCCGAGGCCUUCCCGAGGAAGCCAGCUCCGAGGCUCUGCGUAUUCCUGGUUUCCCUGCAAAGGGAAGGUUCCAGGAGAGCUUAGGGAGGCCUGGGAUGGAUCUGGGGUCAGGUAGAGGCUGGGAUGGGGACUCAGAGACCACCUUCCAGCUGUGGCUGCAGCUGCUUCUCUGGGGCCAUGUGAUUGUCCGUUUCCUGGGCUACCUGCGCUGCAGCCUCUGGGCACCUAAGCAGAGCCAGCACCCUGAGCCUCGCUGGCCAGGGGUAGAUGGGCCCCAGAUCACCCCAUCCCACUCUACCCCCCAUUUUGCCCUCUGCUGGAAGAGGCAGGAAGCAGAGGUGAGUAUGGGGGCUCCUGGCUGGGGUUCCCCCCAUCAUUAUCCCUCUUUAUCUGCCCACUCUUUCUCGUACUGCCACACCCUGUGCCCCAUCCCCAAAUCUGGCAAGCUGAUAGCACCAGAGAGCACACAGCCUGGGCCCUUCAGCAUUUCGAAAGGCCAGAACAGGGCUGUGUCAGAAUCAAGGCACCGUGUGGAGCCUCCUAGUGGGGAAUAG
Globicephala melas (long-finned pilot whale) is the source of this 899-nucleotide messenger RNA. RefSeq names its product small integral membrane protein 46 (gene SMIM46). NCBI's taxonomy places the organism in Eukaryota, Metazoa, Chordata, Mammalia, Artiodactyla, Delphinidae. The record is from RefSeq and is a predicted model, not a curated record.